GACUUGAGAGACGACUAGAGAGGGAAGAAAAAGAAAAGGAGGGGUGUGCAUUUUCUGCAUACUAUUUAUAGAGUCGAGUUUGAUUUUUAUCGUCGGCGUUAGCGUCUGAAAAAGUCGCCAGUUUUCGAAAGCCUUUGUGAUGUCCCAGUUGACGUGUGUUCUUUAGUCCAGUCGCUUCCACCAACCGUUGUUCUCGCACGUUUAAUCAAUCGAGCAGCCGACCACACAUCAGCGUUUGCAGUUGAAAGACAUUUGAAAACAGGACAGGAGCUCAUGUUCCUUCAAAAAUGCUGUCCAUGGAGACGGCUCUUCCUUCACCCAACUCAUCCAUUGAUGUUGACAAACCACGAGCUCCCAGGUUUGAGGCCUAUGUCAUGACCGGGGACGCAAUAUUGAAUCUGUCCAGGAGUACGUCACACAGUCCAGACUACGUCUUGCCAGUUCAUUCCAAAAGAAGAUCAGUCCAACAGCAGCCAUCCAACUCGGUACCAACUAGCCCAAGCGAGCAGACACCUCGUCCCAACAAACCUUGGGAGCCUGAAACUCCUGCCAAAACCCCUGUUCCUGCUGCUGCUCUCGUCAGGAAUUCUAAAUCUGAAGAGGCACUUGUUCUACAUAUGGAAGAAGAUAAAUCCAGCAAGAAAACGGUAGAGGAAAGAACUUCUUCCCAAACUGCAUUGGUGGAUGGAAUUACAGAGUCUGAACGAAUCGUAUGGACUUACAACGCACCUCUCUCAAGUAUGACGGAGAAGGAAUUACGCCGAUACGAAGCAGAUCAGUUCUGGCUCAGCACAAGAACUGAGUCAUCAUCCAAACAAACCAAACAGAUCAUCAAACUGGAAGAAACAAAGGAAGUGAGACAGGAACAUGCUACUACUACAACAAACCAAACUACUACUUUCUAUUCAAGUGAGGUGGCUGAUACAAGAUUAGGUUGUGAUACCCAAAGUGGUCCUCCAGCAGUGGCUUCCGUAGUCGUUGCUCAAGAGCCAACAGUAAUAACAUUAGAGCAACCGGAAGUGGGACUAACUAAUGUCGAAAUCCAAAAAGACGAAGAUAAUAAUCCGGUCAAUAGUCCCAUUCGACCUCCGCUGACCCGAACACCGACCGACGAAGAAAGCGAUGCAGAUAGUCUGCAAUCGGUUCAUUACAGCCCGAAAGGUGUCGAUAUGCCAUCGGCUAUCCGGCUGGCUAAACGAUUGUAUUCUCUGGAUGGGUUCCAAAAAUCGGAUGUCUCGCGUCACCUAUCCAAGAACAACGAUUUCAAUAGGACUGUUGCCGAAGAGUAUUUGAAACAUUUUGACUUUGAAGGCGCCACGCUGGACGUGGCCCUGCGCCGUUUCCUGCAGGCCUUCCAGCUGACGGGCGAAAGUUCAGAGCGUGACCGCGUCCUGGUGCAUUUUUCCCGUCGUUACCUUCAAGCCAAUCCAGACAGUUUCUCCUCUCAGGACGGAGUUCAUAUCCUUACCUGUGCUCUCUUGCUGCUCAACUCAGAUCUGCACGGCAAGCAUCAAGGUAUGAAAAGGAUGACUUGCGCUCAGUUCAUCAAGAGGCUGUCGGGUCUCAACGAUGGUGGCAAUUUUCCAGUUGAUCUCCUCCGUCGCUUGUACACAGCCAUAAAAGAUCAACCGUUGGAGUGGGCCUCUGACAGCCCUCAAGGACCUAGCCCAGGCGACUUGGAGCCCUUGGAGAUUAUUCCCUCUCCAGCAGCUAAAGAACUGUCUGCCAAUCCAUAUUUGGACAUUCCGAAUCCAUCACAAAGCCAAGAGUUCAAAAAGGGCUACAUUAUGCGCAAAUGUUGUAUGGAACCCAACGGCAAGCGGACUCCGUUGGGCAAACGUAGCUGGCGGAUGUUUUUCGCAGUGCUAAAAGACUUGGUCCUCUAUCUCUACAAGGAUGAGGCCACUUGCAAAGGUGAACAUCCUCCCAAACCGUCCACAAUGCGGUCCAAGAAAAGCGUUCCCGAUGCUGCUCCGGCCGCCAUCAUUCGCGUCCAUCAUACUCUAGCUGCCAGUGCUCCGGAUUACACGAAAAAGAAGAACGUCUUCCGACUGUUCACCGCCGAUCGCGCUCAGUACCUUAUUCAGGCCAGCGAUACCAAAGAGUGGCGUUGUUGGAUGGAUGCUCUGAACACUGCAGCCUCUCUACUUUCCUCUCCUCCAUUGGCCGCUCCGUGUGGUUCUCAGCAACGUUUCCAGCGCCCUUUACUUCCAGCCAGCUUGACAAAAAUGUCAGCCAGGGAGCAGUUGUCUGAUCACGAGGAGCGUGUCGCUCAAUUGGAGCAAGAUUUACACGAGCAUCGAGCCAAUCCGCCGUCGUCCAAAGCGAAAUCCGUAAUCGUCGACAAUUACAAAGAGAAAGACGCUUACUUGCACUUUGAGAAAACCCGUUACGAGGCUUACAUAGCCGUUUGCGGUGGACUCCAAGCUGCAUUGGCUGGCAAUUCUACUGUCAGCCGUGACAUUUCUUUACUGGAAUUGGACGAGUCGCCCUGUUCCGAUUCGGGGACAACGAGUCCCGAUUUGAAAUCGAACGACCGGGAAUUUUCCGCGCAUUUGUAAAAUUAUUGAAAGAAGAGAAAGAAGCGAAACAAUCCAGGAAAAAACAUUCUUGACCCCGUUCCCAAAAA
Daphnia pulicaria is the source of this 2629-nucleotide messenger RNA. RefSeq names its product PH and SEC7 domain-containing protein-like (gene Efa6). Gene Ontology annotation, biological process: regulation of ARF protein signal transduction. Lineage: Eukaryota; Metazoa; Arthropoda; Branchiopoda; Diplostraca; Daphniidae. The transcript is spliced from 6 exons. Bases 288 to 2561 code for a protein of 757 amino acids. Gene Ontology annotation, molecular function: guanyl-nucleotide exchange factor activity. The record is from RefSeq and is a predicted model, not a curated record.